AUGGUGAAAGCAAGCUUGAGACUUUCAAGUAAGAAUCUACCAGAUCCAAGCAAUACUACAAGUGUAUUUAUAACUGUUCUUGAUGUCAAUGAUAAUGUGCCUGUGUUUAUUGGGGAGCCAUACAGCGCUACUGCAACAGAUACAACACCAAUUGGCACAGUUUUAGUCACUGUAUCAGCCACAGAUCGUGAUGCUUCUGCUGUUUUGUCAUAUCACAUUUUUAGUGAGGGUUUUGAGCGUACAUUAUUUACAAUAGACAGUGUGACAGGUGCAAUUUCCAUGGCAACAAAUCCUAUGACUAUUCAAUCUAACACAUUUUAUCUUACUGCAAGUGUUACUGAUGGGUUGCAUUUCAAGUCAACUACAGUUGAAAUUGAUUUCUCAGCGUAUUGCUAUAGCUUGAGCUUCCUAACUCAAAAUCUUGAUGGUACUUGUGAUGAACCUAAAUCUAUAAGGAAUUUAGUUGUACCUGCUGUUGGUGUUGGUGAAUUACAAAUGUCAACAGGAGUAUGGCCAUUCAGCAUUAAUGGUUUUGUUGCUGUGAAUGAGCUGCAGUGGUCAGAUCUUGGAAAUCAACUAACUAAUCUGGAUAUCGAGUCAGUAGAAUUAAGAGAUGCUCAUCGCAACAUCUCUCUUCUUAGCUCAAAUGUGACUUUUAUUGAUGGCAACUUGAUGCGAAUUCAGUUCAACUAUCCUGUCAUUGUCAGUGGUUUUAUGCUGAACGUCGUUGUUAUGGCUAAAUCUAAUGGCACCAUCUUUGUACUCAAACCUUCAUUAUCUUUGCAAACUACAGCAAAUUUGAUGACUCUGGUGGUAACUGCACCUCAGAAUACAUGUGGCGUUGAGUGUCUGUUGAUGUACACGAACUUGCAAGCUACAUACCGGGAGGCCAUGAAGGGAGGAGACAGCUGCAGAUCUCCUUUCAGUUCUAUUUCAUAUAUACAGAACAUUUCUCUAAAUGCUGUGGAUAAGUGUGAAGAUGUGGUGAGAAGCUUAUAUAUAGAUGUACGAAGCAUUUCCAAUCAAACAAGUCUUCGCUCUAUUACAGGCCUUACCGUUUCUGAGCACGUCCAUGUUGGAUUUGAAAUACAGUCAUUUGAAGUAACAAAUCCUGCUGGGCUGGCAAUUUCUGUUGAAUUGAAUUAUUCAACUGUUCCUUUUCUUAUGAAGUUAAAUGGAAGUAUUGCUGCUUUAUUUGUUAAAGAACCAUUAGAUUUUGAGUUAACAACUGGGUACCAAUUUAAUGCAACCUUUACAGCAAACAAGAUGGAUGGCAGUAAACGACAAUUGGUGAUUCCAGUUACUGUUAGCAUUAUUGACUACAAUGACAAUCCACCAGUUUUCUCAUCAUUGAUUUAUCAUGCUACCGUUUCUGAUCUUGCAGCAUUUGGAACGUCUGUGCUGCAAGUUCAAGUAACUGACAAGGACACAGGACCAUUUGGGCAGCCAUACGUAGAUUCUCAGGUUCAACCGUUUGCCAUUAACUUUUCUGAUGUCAUCGUCAAUGCAUCUCUCCGAAAUCUGAGAACACAAACAAUUUCAUUUAUUGUGUAUGUAUCUGACUUUAAGCAGACAGCUAAUGCCACAAUUGAGAUCUACAUACGGGAUGAUAGUACGUGUUCCCUCGUUGAAACUACGUUUCGUUUUUAUGUUGAAAACUGCACCAGGUCAAUCAAAUCAGGAAACUUACAUUUGCCAAGAAUGGGACAUAGUUUGCUUGAAUGGCCCUUUGUUGUAGCCAGCAACUCAAAGUACACAAGAAUAGAAUGGUUUACAAAUGGCACAACUCCCUUAGAUCGUGUGUCGAGUGUCAUAUCACUCAAUUUGUCUACUGCUGAUGGCAUUGGUCUUAAGAGUGGUAUGGUAGUGGGACAAGUCAAAAUUGUUUUGUUGUAUCAGUUGGUUUCUGUUCCUUUGAAUUUGAGAUUUGAGAGACAAAACAUUCUUAUUGCUAGAAUUAUUGUGACAAAGGAGAACACAACAGACACAGGGGUUGUGAUGCCACAGACAACUGGAAACAGCACAGCUAACAUCAUCUUUCUUUAUGGAGUUGAAGCAGUGGCAGAUUUACUGUGUGCUGAUGCAUAUGUUCUGUACAGAAUGUCAGAUGAUAAAGCCAAAGGGCGGGCCAUUUCCUGUACCACACAUGAGCCUGACUCAGACAUUGCAGCUUACGCGGUCAACAUUUUGGAAUCUCGAUAUGCACCUCAGCUUUAUAUUACACCAUCGGACUACAUUGUUGACGGUACUAAAGCUAACAUUGAUCUCAGCAAAAGUGUUGGUUGUGCUGCACGCUCCAACUACUCUGGAUUUUUGGAGAUGAAUGUUGUGUGGUACAGGAACGAUGGUGGACACUGGAACAGAGUAAACUCUACAUUCAGCUUGUUUACAGCUGCUGACAACGGGCAGUACAUGUGCCAAGUUCGGAGUUACUUUGGGUCUGUCAAUAGUACAUCAGUACAAGUUGAGGUGUAUGAUAUUCCUCGGUUUAAUAAAAGACAGUACACAGCUUCUGUGUAUGAGAACGCUAGUGUUGGUUCAGAAAUUCUCAAAGUGGAUGCGUACUCUGCAAACUACCUAGUCGUAAACUAUGAGAUUGAAUUUGCAGAAAGGAAUGUUGACCAUCCUUUUACACUGAAUCGUACAACUGGUGUUUUGUUGGUAUCAAAACCAAUUGAUCCUGGACAAUUUACAUCGGAUCAAUUUCUUGAGGUAUAUCAAUUGACUGUCAUUGCUACUCUUGAUGGCUACAACACAAACAGAACCUGCCUUGGUCACAAUCAAGGGAUUGACUGUACCACCAUUACUGUUAAUGUAGUUGACAUUAAUGAGUUUUCACCAAUGUUUUCAAGUCAAUUAUACUUUGCCAACGUGUCAAGCUUGGCUAUACCCAAUAACCCAUUGUUUAAUAAGAUCACCUUUGACGAUUACUCUUUGCAGCUGACAGCAACAGAUAAAGACAAAAAAUCUAUUGUGAGUUUGCAUUUACUCGACUACACGUGUUAUUUCUUCAUCAACGAAACAUCUGGGGCCAUUACAGUUAUUUCGCCACUCACUUCAUUGGUAGGGCAAUUUCUAAACUUGACAGUUAAAGCAGUUGAUCAGGAUGGAAAGGACGGCAACACUGUGGUUUCUGUGUACAUUUUUGAUGAAUGCUCAGCGAUACAGAAACGUGUUAGAUCUAUUCUAGACGGUUUUUAUUGUAGCUUUUAUUCUCAAUUUUCUUCUGGAAUGGCAUACAAUGCAGAAUUAGUGGUGAAUGCAACUCAGUGGAUAUUUAAUGUUCCACCGAGGGUCUAUUAUGAUACUCUGAAGAUUUCUUUGUUCAUGACUAAUAUUAUUUUGCAUCAUGGCAAUAGAACAGGAUGGAUUGAUGUGUACUUUUUACAAUCUCAAGACAGACAGAGUUAUGCGGGUCAACAUUUGCUUCAGCUGGCACAACUGACAGAUGACUUUGUGUAUUGGAACAUCAUCAGCCCAUUAUUUGUGCCCUUAGGUGGAGCAGCCAUCUUACUUAACAUAACUAUUUCUGUUGAUGGACUGACAACGUUAGUCCAACCUCGCACAUCUGAUGAUUUUUCAGAGGAGAAACCAGAUCCAAUGUAUUUGGUAGGAAAUAGAGUGCCGACAGGCUGUGGACUGUCUAGACAAUGUAAAGACAGUCUGAUCUUGUUUAAACAACAGGAAAGACUAGCUGCUGCUUUUGGUCAAAGAUGUGUCUACAAUCCACUGUUGUUUAAGACUCAUCUUGUUGAUGAGGUAUAUCGACUUGCUGAAGAUUGCGUCAACGUUGAGAAUAUCACUAUUGAGCGAGAUCAUGUUUUUUCACAACCAUCUGUGUCUGCCAGUGAUGUCUUACCAUUACCAUUACCAGAAACUUUAGUGACACUUACAUGCAAUGUUCAAACGACAAAUUCAGACGAGACCACUAUUGUGUGGCUGUUUGAGGGACUGCAAGACAUUGUGGGGACUUGGGAAAAUGAAGGAUUUGUUAAACGAAUUUCUGAUUCGAAGUUGCAAUUGUCUGAAGUUUCAGCUGCAAGACAAGGUCGUUACAGUUGCUGUGUUUUAUGUGGAUCAUCAAGUACAAUUAUUAAAACAUGUUCUCCCAAUCUGUUGGUUAGUGUCAAAGAUGUGAAAACAUUUCUUGUCUCUCUGACCAUUAAUCAGGUCUAUAGCUCUCAGUUGGACAAUAUCAGCAGUCCAUAUGCAACAUCUCUAAGAAACAAUCUAUUUAAUUUGAUUCAAAGAAGUAUCAGUUUUGGACGGUUUGAUUUCUCUAGGCUGAAGGCAUUUAGGAAUGGCAGUGUGGUGGCUGAAGUUUUAUUAGACUUAUUUAAGACUACAUUGUCAGAAGGUCAGAUUAAGUCUCAAAUUAAGUCAGAAAGUGCAGCAUCAGCUCUACUUGACAUUCUGCUAGUUGCUGUGAAGCGAUUUGAUAAAUGCCCUGCAGAAAAUGUUACUGACUCGAAGGGCCCAUUCAACUGGCCAGAGACUAGGAUUGGCGAGUCUGCAACUCAUCGCUGUCGAUAUGGAAGCGUUGGAAAUUCAUCAAACACUGGCUUUGCAAAUAGGCAUUGUGAUGGAUCUUAUAUAGAUGGUUCUUACUGGAACAUUGCUGACACCACAAACUGUGAGUAUGAGUCUGUUGCUACUCGACGAUUACGAGAUCUGUCAGAGAUUUCCAAGGAUGAAGAAAAUGUUACAGAAGUCAUCAAGGAAACUCAAUUAUUGACGUCUAACACUACAUUGACAGAUGAAGAUAUAGGUUUUGUAGCAGACAUAGUCGGGAAUGUAGUUGCUAAAAAGAUGGCCGUUACUCCAGUGGUUUUUGAUUCAGUAGUGCAAACAAUCAGUAAUACAUUGGUUACUUCAGCUGAAGUAGUCAAGUCAAGUCAAUUGAAAACCAAUGCCAGUUCAAAAAUUUUGCGGUCAAUUGAGGAUGCUGCCUUGGGUGUCGAUUUGGACAAUGACACUGUUGGCCUCACAGUAACAUCACCCAACGUUGCAGUUUCAGUGUCCCAAACAACGGAUGAAUUUCAAGGACACACAUUUGCUUCUUUACAACUUGACGACGAUGACACUGUGGAUUUAAACAUGGAGCUGCAGUCUUCACAAAUUGUGUCGAUUUCAAGAAGUGAUGCACUGAGUGCAGAUAAAAGUGUAGAAGCAUCUAUUAGUAUACCAAAAUCAGCUUUUCCUGCUGGCCUUGAGAGUCGUUUGCAGUUCUUUUUAUUUCAGAACGCUAAGCUCUUUCAGCCUGUAGAUGUCUCUCAACGAGGACAAUCUGAUGACAAACAGCUGGACAGUAGAAUAAUUGCGGCUAGACUGGGAGGCUAUGACACUUUCCCACUGUUAAUGUCGUCUUCUCUGAGAUUUCUUCAUUUCAACAAAACAUACUCAAAUACAACGUGUGUAUUUUGGGACUUUGCAGCUGGAGGUGGGUAUGGUGGCUGGAGUAGGGAGGGCUGCAAGUUGGUUUCAGAUAUAAAUGGACUUUCAUCUUGUGAAUGUGACCAUCUGACAAAUUUUGGUGUGCUUGUGGAUCCAUACCAAGGCCGAGGGAUAUCAGAGGAGCACCAGACAGCUCUCUCUGUUAUUUCGUAUAUAGGCUGUUCAUUGUCUUUGGUUGGCCUUGUGCUUACUGUUGCAGCCUAUGGUCUUUCCAAACGAUUUAGAAAUGAGCGUCCUGGUAAAAUUCUCAUAAACUUAUGCAUUUCCAUGGCUAUUGGAUUGUUGUUCUUCAUUGCUUAUGCUGAGAAUCGUGGGAAUGCUGCUAUGUGUACAGCGUCUGCUGUGCUAUUGCAUUACUUUUGGCUGACAACUAUCUGCUGGAUGAUGGUAGAAGGAGUGAACAUGUACAUCAGUCUGGUCAGGGUGCUUGGCAUGUACAUACAUCGGUUUAUGCUAAAAGCAUCUGUGUUUGCAUGGGGUGUUCCGCUAGUAGUAGUUGCAGUGACAAUGGGAGCUGAUUUUGAUGCCUAUGAGAAGGAUGAAUCUGAUACAAUAUGUCUGUUGAGCACUCCAGCAUUUUACUAUGCAUUUUACAGUGUGAUUGGGGUACUGUUGGCUGGAAAUUUUGUUGUGUUUGGCUUGGUGCUUCGACAACUUAAUCGGCGUACUUCGGGAGUUUCAGCAGCAAAAAAUCAAAGUAAAACUGGGAAGCAACAGAAGGCAGCUGCUGUAUCCAUAACUACCUUGCCCCGUCAGCUGAAAGCUGCUGCCUCCAUAACUAUCUUGCUCGGUCUAACAUGGAUCUUUGCUGUCAUGGGAACAGAAACAGGAACUGGGAACACUGUCCGGCUGGUCUUUCAGUACUUAUUUGCUGUGACUGUUUCUACUCAAGGAUUUCUUAUUUUUAUUGUCUACUGUGUACGUCGAGAAGAGGUUCGAAAUGAAUGGCUCAAAGUCAUUAAGUAUCAACCUAAGUCUGCUGAUCACAAUCAACCUAUGUUGAAAAUGACUGACUCUGGUUCUGACUUCCCCACCACUAAAACUGACGUUUCAAAGAAGAGUUACGCUACUCCUCCAUCAACAGAAUUGAUCUGUGUGGAGGAGUUUUUUCUCACAACUGAAAAUCAACCUAGUGAUGAUGGAAUCAACGCGCGGUUUGAUGUGUUGUGAGUAAACUGCUAUUGCUAUAGCAUGUUAUUAUGUUAAGAGUGCACGCGCUGUAGUCAUGUCUACUCUAGUAAUAUUGGCUUGAAGUAGUACUGUCCUUUACCAUGCAGAUGCUAACUGUUGCAAGGUGUUUAGCGGACUUUACAUUAUUACAUUAGAGUUUUUGUUUCUAGUUUUUUACUAGUUCAGAGCUAUGAGCGUAUGUACGUGUAGUUGUGUGUGUGUGUGCGUGUGUGUGUGUGUGUGCGUGCGUGCAUGCGUGCGUGCGUGUUAUGGUUAGAAUUGGGACUAUAGUGACAAUUAAUUAACAGAUAGAGCUAGG
Messenger RNA from Corticium candelabrum, 6943 nucleotides. RefSeq lists its product as uncharacterized. Bases 1 to 6624 code for a protein of 2207 amino acids. The transcript has 18 exons. Gene Ontology annotation, biological process: homophilic cell-cell adhesion; cell surface receptor signaling pathway; G protein-coupled receptor signaling pathway. Gene Ontology annotation, cellular component: plasma membrane. NCBI's taxonomy places the organism in Eukaryota, Metazoa, Porifera, Homoscleromorpha, Homosclerophorida, Plakinidae. Gene Ontology annotation, molecular function: calcium ion binding; G protein-coupled receptor activity. The record is from RefSeq and is a predicted model, not a curated record.